AUGUUCAGAUCAUUGGGCAUAAGGCCUCUUACAAGGCUUGCCAACAACCGUUGUAUGUCACAGCCAAACUUGGUCAACUCUUGUGCUGCCAGAAACUUCUCAUCUGCUGCUCGUCGAUAUCAAAAAGAGAUUGAAUUUCCAGAUGAAUCCGAGGGUGAGAGAAAGUGGUCGACGCCUUUGGCUAAACAGCUCUUUGCUGCUAUCUCAACAACAGGACCUGUUCCAUUGGCGAGCUACAUGCGAAUGUGCUUAACUGGUGAUAUUGGAGGAUACUAUACUGGAGCCAUUGGUGAAGGCCGAGACCAAUUUGGAACAAAGGGAGACUUUGUCACUUCACCAGAGAUCUCUCAAAUCUUUGGCGAACUCAUUGGUAUUUGGUUCAUCGCUGAGUGGAUGAGCCAGGGUCGACCAAAGCAGGGGGUUCAGAUUAUCGAGGCUGGACCUGGUCGUGGUACGCUGAUGGAUGAUAUGCUUCGAACAAUCCAAAGAUUCCCUGCUAUGGCCAACAGCAUCGACGCUGUCUACAUGGUUGAGGCCAGUCGUGAGCUCCGAAGUGCUCAGAAGGAACUUCUUUGCGGACCUGAUGCCUCGUCGUCAGAGUCAGAGUCUGGCUUUCGCAGUGCUAGCAAGUACAACGGCAAACAGAUCGUUUGGACCGACAACAUCAAGUCAAUCCCAUACGAAUCUGACAAGAUGCCUUUUAUAAUUGCCCAUGAGUUUUUUGACGCACUGCCUAUACACAGUUUCCAAUCCGCCCCUGCUCCUCCACCUCAACCAAAGCCCUCUUCAUCUACUUCAGCUCCCCAGCCACCACCUGAGAACACCAAACCCACCAUGGAAUGGCGAGAGAUGAUGGUGUCACCUACACCACCGGGCGUCACUCAUGCCCAGCUCGGAACACCAAAGUCAGAGCAACAUGAGCCUCCCCCUGAAUUCCAGCUUACUCUUUCGUCUACCCCUACCCGCCACUCUCGCUUCCUGCCCGAGACCUCUACUCGAUACCGCAAGCUCAAGAGCAUGCCUAACUCGAAUAUUGAAAUCUGCCCGGAUGCUUCCAUCUUUGCUACAGACUUUGCGACUCGUGUCGGUGGUUCGGAUGAACAUCCCAAGCCCAAGCCCAGUGGUGCCGCUCUCAUUCUUGAUUACGGAACUUCAGACACUGUCCCUAUCAACUCACUUCGAGGCAUCCGUCACCACAGGCGUACAAGCCCCUUUUCCGCGCCUGGCUUGGUUGACCUGAGCGCUGAUGUUGAUUUCACCGCCAUUGCUGAGGUGGCUAUGUUGGCAAGUGAGGGCGUUGAGGUCCAUGGUCCUGUCACCCAGGGCGAUUUCCUCGGGGUCAUGGGUAUCCGUGAACGUGCUGAACAGUUGACCAAGGCUCCUGGUGUGGAGAAGGACACCGUUGACAAGAUCGACGGGGCUUGGAAGCGUCUUGUUGACAAGGGCCCAGAUGGAAUGGGUAAAUUGUACAAAGUGUUAGCUAUUCUGCCCGAAAACGAUGGUCGAAGACGGCCAGUCGGAUUUGGGGGCGAUGUCUUGGGUUAG
Molecule: messenger RNA, 1545 nt
Organism: Fusarium pseudograminearum CS3096
Lineage: Eukaryota; Fungi; Ascomycota; Sordariomycetes; Hypocreales; Nectriaceae
Exons: 4
Coding region: 1-1545 (514 amino acids)
Biological process (GO): mitochondrial respiratory chain complex I assembly
Cellular component (GO): mitochondrion
Molecular function (GO): protein-arginine omega-N symmetric methyltransferase activity
Source: RefSeq, a predicted model, not a curated record